AUGGGGAGGAAAACCACAGAGAUUGAAAAGGAGGACGGGCUUCAAACACAACCCACGUGCUCUGAGGAGGAAAAACCCACCCUGUGCCAGGAAGGUGGACAGAGCUUUAGGCAGAGCUCAGAGUUGGUGGUCCAGGAGCAGCUUCAUGAUGGGGAGAAGCCCCACAAGUGCUUGGAGUGUGGGAAGAGCUUCAGGCAGAGCAGCACCCUGAUCAGCCAUCAGUGGAUCCACACUGGGGAAGGGCCCUACGAGUGUGGGGAAUGUGGGAAAGGGUUCAGCUGCAGCUCGGCCCUCAUCAUCCACCUGCACAUCCACAAUGGGGAGAGGCCCUACGAGUGUCCUGAGUGUGGGAAGAGGUUUCAGACCCGGACCAGCUCACACCUCCUCCAGCACCAGCGGAUUCACACCAAGGAGAGGCCCUCCUUCUGCCCUGACUGCGGGAAGGGCUUCAAGCAAAACUCCUACCUCGUCACCCACAGCCGCAUCCACACUGGCGAGAGGCGCUACGAGUGUCCCCAGUGUG
Molecule: messenger RNA, 523 nt
Organism: Zonotrichia leucophrys gambelii
Lineage: Eukaryota; Metazoa; Chordata; Aves; Passeriformes; Passerellidae
Product: zinc finger protein 586-like
Exons: 1
Biological process (GO): regulation of transcription by RNA polymerase II
Molecular function (GO): DNA-binding transcription factor activity, RNA polymerase II-specific; RNA polymerase II cis-regulatory region sequence-specific DNA binding
Source: RefSeq, a predicted model, not a curated record